Molecule: messenger RNA, 2455 nt
Organism: Physeter macrocephalus (sperm whale)
Lineage: Eukaryota; Metazoa; Chordata; Mammalia; Artiodactyla; Physeteridae
Gene: SLC2A12
Product: solute carrier family 2 member 12
Exons: 5
Coding region: 148-2013 (621 amino acids)
Biological process (GO): D-glucose transmembrane transport; circulatory system development
Cellular component (GO): membrane
Molecular function (GO): symporter activity
Source: RefSeq, a predicted model, not a curated record
AGUUGGUCACACAUCACAUUGGCUUUGCCCGAAGUUGUUUUUUCACCUUUCUUUAGCAUGCGACCAUGGGGAAAGUGACCGCUCGUGUCAGUGGGGGGAGUCAGGGUGGUUUAGUGCUCAGGGAACGGCUGUAACUUCUACGUGACCAUGGUACCUGUUGAAAACGCAGAGGGCCCCAGUCUGCUGAAACCGAAGGGGCCAGCAGCCGAGACUGAUGGCAGCGACAGAGCCAGCGGCGGCCGGCAUCCUCCCUGGGCGAGAGGUUGCGGUAUGUUUACUCUCCUGUCGUCUGUCACGGCUGCUGUCAGCGGCUUCCUGGUGGGGUAUGAGCUUGGGCUCAUCUCUGGGGCUCUUCUUCAGAUAAGAACCUUGUUAGCCCUGACCUGCCACGAGCAGGAAAUGGUUGUGAGCUCCCUCCUCAUCGGGGCCCUACUGGCCUCUCUCAUCGGAGGGGUCCUGAUUGACAGGUGCGGAAGAAGGGCCGCCAUCAUCCUGUCGUCCUGCCUCCUUGGACUUGGGAGCCUGGUCUUGAUCAUCAGUUUAUCUUAUGCGGCUCUCAUAGCGGGACGCAUUGCUAUUGGGGUUUCCAUUUCACUCUCUUCCAUCGCCACGUGUGUCUACAUCGCAGAAAUUGCUCCCCAGCACAAGAGAGGCCUUCUUGUGUCGCUGAACGAGCUGAUGAUUGUCAUUGGCAUCCUUUUUGCCUACAUUUCAAAUUACGCGUUUGCCAAUGUUUCCCACGGCUGGAAAUACAUGUUCGGCCUUGUUAUUCCCUUGGGAGUUUUGCAGGCGAUUGCGAUGUACUUUCUUCCUCCAAGUCCUCGGUUUCUGGUGAUGAAGGGACACGAGGAAGCUGCUAGCAAGGUUCUCGGAAAGCUGAGAGCCAUCUCCGAUACAACGGAGGAACUCACUGUGAUAAAAUCGUCCCUGAAAGAUGAAUAUCAGUACAGUUUUGGGGAUCUGUUUCGUUCAAAGGACAACAUGAGGACCCGAAUCAUGAUAGGCUUAACAUUGGUAUUUUUUGUACAAAUCACUGGCCAGCCAAACAUAUUAUUCUAUGCAUCCACUGUUUUGAAGUCCGUUGGCUUCCAAAGCAACGAGGCAGCUAGCCUCGCCUCCACAGGGGUUGGGGUUGUCAAGGUCGUCAGCACCAUCCCGGCCACCCUUCUUGUAGACCAUGUCGGGAGCAAAACCCUCCUCUGUGUCGGCUCCUCUGUGAUGGCAGCUUCAUUGGUAACCAUGGGCAUCGUGAAUCUCAACAUCCAUAUGAACUUCACCAAUAUCUGCAGAAACCAUCGUCCUAUCAACCAGUCUUUGGAUGAGUCUGUGCUUUAUGGACCAGGUAACCUGUCAGCCAGCAAUGACACCCUUAGAGAAUCCUUUAAAGGGAUGGCUUCCCACAGCAGAAGCUCACUAAGGCCCAUGAGAAAUGACCUGGAGAAGAGAGGAGAAACGACCUGGGCAUCCUUAUCGAAUGCUGGACUAAGCCAAACUGAAUACCAGAUCAUCACAGACCCUGCGGACGUCCCAGCUUUUUUGAAAUGGCUGUCCUUAGCCAGCUUGCUUGUUUAUGUUGCUGCAUUUUCAAUUGGUCUAGGACCAAUGCCCUGGCUGGUGCUGAGUGAGAUUUUUCCUGGUGGAAUUCGAGGACGAGCCAUGGCUCUAACUUCUAGCAUGAACUGGGGCAUCAAUCUCCUCAUCUCUCUGACCUUUUUGACUGUGACAGAUCUCAUUGGCCUGCCAUGUGUGUGCUUUAUAUAUACAAUUAUGAGUCUAGCAUCUCUGGUUUUUGUUGUUGUGUUUAUACCCGAAACAAAGGGAUGCUCUUUGGAACAAAUAUCAAUGGAGCUGGCAAAAGAGAACUAUGUGAAAAACAAUAUUUGUUUUAUGAGUCAUCACCAAGAGGAAUUAGUGCCAAAACAGCUUCAAAAAAGAAAACCCCAAGAACAGUUCUUGGAGUCUAAAAAGCUACGGGGUAGGGGACAGCCAAGGCAGCUUUCUCCAGAGACCUAAUGGCCUCAAAACCUUACAAAUGUUGAUACAGUAUGAGAACAUUUAGGGUGUCUUCCUACCAAUACAUAUUGGCCACUCCCAUGUUUUCUCUUCGGUAUCACAGAGCUAGUUUAAAAGGGACACCCUGAAAUGAUAGAGACAAUCUUUAAUCUCUACCCCCCCAAAAGGAACCAUGAAAGGUAGGUGAGGAACAAGGUCCUAAGUGAUCCCUUUCUUACUCUGAGCAGAAUACCAGGUUAAAAAUCAAUACCGGUUGGUUAUCUUCCACCUUCUUCACAGAGCAGCCUUUGAAAGACUAUGAACUAGUGAUGAGAACAAUUUUUACCUUAAGGUUUGUAUGCAUAGAGGCCAGUUGCGGCUUUAUUAUUAAGACACAGAAGUUGUCUGAACAUAAGCUUAUGGUUUUUUGCCUACCAAGACACUACCUGCACUGGGUCUUGUG